Molecule: messenger RNA, 1778 nt
Organism: Propithecus coquereli (Coquerel's sifaka)
Lineage: Eukaryota; Metazoa; Chordata; Mammalia; Primates; Indriidae
Gene: HSPA13
Product: heat shock protein 70kDa family, member 13
Exons: 5
Coding region: 93-1226 (377 amino acids)
Biological process (GO): cellular response to unfolded protein; protein refolding; vesicle-mediated transport
Cellular component (GO): plasma membrane; nucleus; cytoplasm
Molecular function (GO): ATP hydrolysis activity; heat shock protein binding; ATP binding
Source: RefSeq, a predicted model, not a curated record
CAUUUCCCAGUGGGCGGCGGGAAUGCCGGGCGGCGUGGGGGCGGGGCCUCACGUCUGGUACAGUCAUCCCAAGCCUUUUCGGUGGGACUGUGAUGGCCGGAGAGAUGACGAUCUUAGGAUCAGCUGUUUUGACUCUCCUGUUGGCUGGCUAUUUGGCACAACAGUAUUUACCAUUGCCUACUCCUAAAGUGAUUGGUAUUGACCUUGGCACCACCUAUUGUUCCGUUGGGGUGUUUUUUCCUGGUACAGGAAAAGUAAAGGUCAUUCCAGAUGAAAAUGGGCAUAUCAGCAUACCCAGCAUGGUGUCUUUUACUGACAGUGAUGUAUAUGUGGGAUAUGAAAGCUUAGAGCUGGCAGAUUCAGAUCCUCAAAACACAAUAUAUGAUGCCAAGAGAUUCAUAGGCAAGAUUUUUACCCCAGAGGAGCUGGAGGCUGAAAUUGGUAGAUACCCAUUUAAGGUCUUAAACAAAAAUGGAAUGGUUGAGUUUUCUGUGACAAGUAAUGAGACCAUCACCGUUUCCCCAGAAUAUGUUGGCUCUCGACUGUUGUUGAAGUUAAAGGAAAUGGCAGAGGAGUAUCUUGGAAUGCCAGUUGCUAAUGCUGUCAUUUCUGUACCAGCAGAAUUUGAUCUGAAACAGAGAAAUUCAACAAUUGAAGCUGCUAACCUUGCAGGAUUGAAGAUCUUGAGAGUAAUAAAUGAACCCACAGCGGCAGCUAUGGCCUAUGGUCUCCACAAGGCUGAUGUCUUCCAUGUCUUGGUGAUAGACUUGGGCGGAGGAACUCUAGAUGUAUCAUUACUGAAUAAACAAGGAGGAAUGUUUCUAACCCGAGCAAUGUCUGGUAAGAAAAAUACAAGGAGAGAAAAGAAAAGUGGAGAAAGUCAGGUUUUAUUUGAAACAGAAAUAUCACGGAAGCUCUUUGAUACCCUUAAUGAAGAUCUCUUCCAGAAGAUACUCAUCCCCAUUCAGCAAGUAUUAAAAGAAGGCCACCUGGAAAAGACUGAGAUUGAUGAGGUGGUUUUAGUUGGGGGCUCUACUCGUAUUCCUCGAAUCCGCCAAGUCAUUCAGGAGUUCUUUGGAAAGGAUCCCAACACGUCUGUAGACCCUGACCUAGCAGUGGUAACGGGAGUGGCUAUCCAAGCAGGGAUUGAUGGAGGCUCUUGGCCUCUCCAAGUUAGUGCUUUAGAAAUUCCCAAUAAGCAUUUACAAAAAACUAACUUCAACUGAAUUCUGGAGGAAUGAUGAUAAUUUGUGAUCUUGUCUGAUGAUCUUUUCCCCUUUAUCAGACUACUUCCUCCAAAAAAGAAAGUCUCUAUCUAAAAUAUCUCACAGAUUUACCUACAUUUAGAUGUAGGAAAAUUUUACAUAGCAUUUUAUUUUAGGAUUAUAUGUGACCAGAUUGAUCCUAUUUGAUUUUGGAGAGAUCCCAUUCUAACAAAUACUUCUGAAAUGAAAGAAUUGAGGUAAAACUCUCUUAUAAGAGUAUAAGUGACUAUAUUUCCUGGAUUCUGGAGGUAGGUAACCAUAGGCACUUAACAUAUUCUGUAAACAUUAAAUAGUGCCAAUUAUGAGAUUCCCAGUUCUUACUAAAUUGUUUUAGCAGGAACUGGUAAUUUCCUUACUUGGUUAUCACAUGUAACUAUUAAUUUGAACUCUACUUGAAGGACAGUAUUGGUGUCAGGUAUUUACAUUGGCUGGGAGAUAGCCGUAUUAUUAAUAUAAGCUGCAUACAUAAUAUUUGAUAACUGCCACAUUAUCUGACAAAUUUUACUUUUCACA